CAAUUAUUGAUCCUUAAAAUGGACUGAAGCAUUUCCAGAGGGAGGGACGGAUCAGGCUGAACCAUUAACUGAAAAACAAACCAUUUGCCAAAAUAAACACUGAUGGGGGGGGGGGUUCUCUCCACCACUAAAGACCACAGCACGCAUGUCUUCAGUCACUUAUUCAUGCUCAGACAUCAGUCACCUGCUGCUUCACACAUCCGUCCACCUGUCCAGCCCUCCAGGUGUCCGUCAGACUGUUCUUUCAGAUGGAGCUGAACCUCAGACCCUGAACACAGCACGUGAAACCUGUUUAUAUUAUUAUUAUUAGUAUUAUUAUUAUUGUUGUUGUUUUUGUUAAAUUAAGCUGUGUGGUGCAGCCCGACAUCAAAAAUCUGUUUUAGAAAGUAUUUGUAAAAUUUUUAAUUUGGAACAAAAAAAAAAAACACAUUAAAAUAAUCUGAGAGACGACUCACAAGAUGGGCUUCAGUGAGCUGCUGCAGGAGGUGGGUGGGUUUGGCAGGUACCAAUGGAUCCAUGUGACUCUGAUCAGUUUACCUGGUUUGCUGAUGGCGAGUCAGAACCUGCUGAACAACUUUGUCUCAGGAAUCCCCUCCCACCACUGUCGCCUGCCGGCCAAUCACAGCCUCUACAACACAUCCCACCUCCAGGGAGUUUCCCCCAGCUUCUUCACCAUCGUCUACAUACACCUGCGGGCCAGCAUCUUUGCAGCCACACAGCUGAUCGCAGAGGUAACUAACAGACUCGAUGCCAUCUCACCCGACGCACCUAAAUUUAUUCUGGGAGACUUUAAUCAGUGCCAGAUACACAGGACUCUGAAGACGUCCCUGCCCAUGCCUCCCUUUGGAGCGUCUUACCACAGCAGUGUCCUGCUGAUGCCGAUCUACAAACCCAUCUGUCUUCUCAUAGGUUUAUCAGUCUGUCCUCCUGACUGUCUCCACCUGUCUGUCUCUUCCUGUCUCUCUGUCUCUACAUGUCUGUCUCUAGAGGUGGAGUGGAUCCCGACCAAAGAGAGGACAUUAGUGGGGACACUCACGUCCUUCUUCUUCACCUUUGGUCAGAUGAUCCUGGCGGGGCUCUCCUAUUGGCUGAGAGACUGGAGGAAGCUGCAGGUCACUGUCUGCGCUCCUCAGUUCCUGUUUUUUGCCUGGAGCUGGUGGUACUCAGAGUCGGCUCGAUGGUUGGUGCUUAACGGUCGGUCUGAGGAUGCGUUAAAGAGUCUUCAACGAGUCGCUCGAGUCAACGGGAAAACAGAGACCAUCGACAAGUUGACGGUGGAGGUUCUUCACUCUCACAUGAAGAAGGAAAUUGAGUCUAGUCGUUCUUCGUUGACAGCGUAUGACCUGCUGAGGACACGAGGGAUAAGACGGAUCUCCAUCUGUCUGCUCGCUGUCUGGUUCUCCACCAGCUUUGCGUACUAUGGGAUUGCGAUGGAUCUUCAGAAGUUUGGGGUGAGUAUCUACCUUAUCCAGAUCAUCUUUGGAGCUGUUGAUAUUCCCGCCAAAAUUCUGGCUGUGGGCAUGCUCACUUACCUGGGGAGGAGGGUCACUCAGGCCACCUGUCUCUUUAUGUCCGCCCUCGUCAUCUUCGCCAACAUCUUCGUCCCCACAGGUGACACACACACACACACACACUCACACACACACGUCUCACACACACACGUGAGACAGCAAGUGUCUCUCAGGUGUCUCUCAGGUGAGACAACAGGUGUCUCUCAGAUGUCUCUCAGGUGUCUGUCAGGUGUCUCUCAGGUGAGACAACAGGUGUCUCUCAGGCAUCUCUCAGGUGGACAGGUGGACACAAACACCUGGUGGGCCCAACAUGGAUCCCUGGAGGACUCCAGAGAGACAGGAAGUCAGGAUGUCUCAUGUCCUGUGAGACAACGCCGUCCCCGAGGCUGCUGGGAGUUAAUCAGAUCAUCUAUUGAUCUCAAGGUGUGUGUGUGUGUAUGUGUGUGUGUGUGUGUGUGUGUUUGCAGGCAGACAGGAAUGGGAUUUGUGUCAACCAUGGCAAGAGUCGGCAGUAUGGCGGCCCCCGCCGUCCUAAUCCUGGACGAGGUGUUCCCUGCUCUGCCCAGUGUGGUAUAUGGGGGGGCUGCAGUGCUGGCCGGCUGCUUUGCCUGUUUCCUGCCAGAGACGCUGAACGUGCCACUGCCUGAAACCAUCAAUGACGUGGAGGAGAAAUGGUCUAGGUUACGCCCCGCCCCCAGACGGGAAGAAGGCGUGUCUUUAAAAGAGGGUGGUGACUCGUGUAUUGGGGGCGUGGUUUCUGCUGAAAGCGUUGCUUUAAAAGAGCUGAAGGAGGCAGAAGGGAUCGGACUGAACGCCCUCUGAACAAUUAGAUGGCUGGACAGAUCUUGGACCAAUCAGAUGGCUGGACAGAAGCUGGACCAAUCAGACAGCUGGACAGAGCCUGGACCAAUCAGACAGCUGAAGUCGUUAAUAAUGAACCAGUGAGAAUCAGAUGAAUGACAGGUCUCACUGGAAGUAGAAAUUAAUUAGAUAAAACGUUUCAGAUGUAAACAUCUUCUGAUCAGUCUGAUUAUUGAUUAUUAAUCAGAUGUUUGUUCACAGCAGCAGUGAUGUUUAGUUUCUGUCGAUCAAUAACCGACCUAAUAAAACUGAUUAAUAUCA
This is a messenger RNA of Epinephelus lanceolatus (giant grouper), 2633 nucleotides long. Lineage: Eukaryota; Metazoa; Chordata; Actinopteri; Perciformes; Serranidae. The record is from RefSeq and is a predicted model, not a curated record.